AUCAUUAAUAUGCUGAUGGUAACAAAUUUCAUAUCAUUCAGGCUCAGUUCUCUCAGAUGCGCCUGUACCAGUGACACCUUCCAUGACUCCUCAACUUCCCAUGUACCCUCCCAUGGCUCCUCUUGGGCAGCAAGUCUUCUAUGGGCAAGCUCCACCUGCUAUGAUGCCCCCUCAGUCGGGAUACGGUUUCCAGCAACAGCUUGUUCCAGGCAUGAGGCCUGGUGGUGCCCAUAUGCCAAAUUACUUUGUUCCAGUUGUCCAACAAGGCCUCAGGGUCCACGCGCAGGUAUGAGGCGCUCUGGUGCUGGGUCUGGGCAGGGACAGCAAACUCCUCAGCCAUUUCAGCAACAGGAUCUUCACCACAACCAGAUGAGCCGUCGACUUACCGGACCUACCAAGCAAUAAUCUUAGUCGAAUAUAAAAUUUGUAUUUUUCUUGUACAAUUUUUUAAAUGUCUAAUAUAGCUACACGCCAUUUUUGAAUGUAAAUAAAGCAGGGCAUUAUAUUGACAUUGCAUUCUUAUGAGUUGCACUCUGAGUAGCAUAAUGAUUGUUCAA
Molecule: messenger RNA, 557 nt
Organism: Lolium perenne
Lineage: Eukaryota; Viridiplantae; Streptophyta; Magnoliopsida; Poales; Poaceae
Source: RefSeq, a predicted model, not a curated record